Molecule: messenger RNA, 777 nt
Organism: Mizuhopecten yessoensis (Yesso scallop)
Lineage: Eukaryota; Metazoa; Mollusca; Bivalvia; Pectinida; Pectinidae
Product: protein FAM133-like
Exons: 2
Coding region: 1-759 (252 amino acids)
Source: RefSeq, a predicted model, not a curated record
AUGGAAAAACAAAAGAAGAAAAACAGUCUUAAAGUGCAUAAAAAGGAAAAGGAAACAAAAAGGAAACAAGAAGAUAUAGAGAAAAAUGUAGAUUACGAGAAAGAGGCUGAAAUAGUGGAAUCAGCCAACAGAAAGAAGACAAAGGUUGAAAAGAAACUUAAAGAGGAUCUCUCAAAACCUGACAAGGUUAAGGAACUAAAACAGAUUUCAGAUGAUUUAUCAAAACCAGACAAGUUAAAGAAAAAGAAAAGAAAAAAGUCACUAGAACUCGCAGGAAAUGGUGAACAUGUAAGUACAAAUGUAGAUCAAGAACCUGUGAAAAAGAAAAAGAAAUCAAAAACUGAAAGUGGACAUGUGUCAGAACAGACCUCACCAAAACAGCUAUCUGUCAUUACUAGUGAUAACUCUCCUUCAGAAGACAGUGAAACAGAUAAGACAGAAAAGGACAGCUCACAACGAAAGAAAAAAAAGAAAAAGAAGCAGAAAGAGGACAUUCCUGAUCUACUGACAGAAGGCGAGCUAGACAACAGUGAACAAGAUACUGUGGUACCCAAGAAAAAAAAGAAGAAGAAAAAUAAAGAAAAAGAUGAGGAGGAUAAACCAAGUGGUUCUGAAGACACAAGCAUUUCAGCCCAAACUGCUGCUAUUAACUAUUUGAAAACUUGGUCAGAAGACAUUGCCAGCUGGAAGUUUCAAAAGGUCAGGCAGGUGUGGUUACUACAACAUCUGUAUGAUGAGUCCAAGGUUUGUACACUGUAGUCAACUCACCUUCCACAA